This is a messenger RNA of Cucurbita moschata (crookneck pumpkin), 1739 nucleotides long. RefSeq names its product beta-glucosidase 24-like. The record is from RefSeq and is a predicted model, not a curated record. Gene Ontology annotation, biological process: carbohydrate metabolic process. The transcript has 14 exons. Lineage: Eukaryota; Viridiplantae; Streptophyta; Magnoliopsida; Cucurbitales; Cucurbitaceae. Gene Ontology annotation, molecular function: beta-glucosidase activity. Bases 64 to 1533 code for a protein of 489 amino acids.
ACCUUUUAUCUCAAACACUCUCCAAGAUCUAAGCACUCAAACCCUUGCUCCUCUUGAAGCUCAAUGGCUAGCGUUAUCGAUAGCAGUAGUCAGCCAGUCGCCAUAAUAAGACGAAGCAGCUUUCCUGAAGACUUUGUAUUUGGAGCAGCAUCUUCAGCUUACCAGUAUGAAGGGGCUGCCUUUAAGUAUGGCAAAGGGCCAAGUAUUUGGGAUACCUACACCCACGAACACCCAGAGAGAAUUGCUGAUCACAAAAAUGGAGAUAUAGCUGUUGAUGAGUAUCAUCGCUAUAAGGAAGACGUUGGCAUCAUGAACAAAAUAGGUUUUAACGUUUAUCGAUUCUCAAUCGCUUGGUCUAGAAUUUUUCCAACUGGAAAGCUUUCUGGGGGUGUGAAUCAACAAGGAAUUGAUUACUACCAUAGUCUCAUCGAUGAACUGCGUGCAAAUAAGAUCAAACCUUAUGUCACACUAUUUCAUUGGGAUGUUCCUCAAGAUUUAGAAACCGAAUAUGGUGGCUUCUUGAAUAGUCAAAUUGUUGAUGAUUUUCGAGACUUCGCCGAGUUUUGUUUCAAGGAGUUUGGAGAAAAAGUGAAACAUUGGAUAACUUUAAAUGAACCAGUCAUGUUCACAUGCAAAGGUUAUGUAAUUGGGGAAUACGCACCCGGUAGAGGUGCUGAAUGGGAUCCAAGUCGCUAUCUUGGUGGUAAUUCUGGCACCGAACCAUACAUUGUUGGUCACAACCUAAUUCUUGCACACGCUGCUGCUGCCAAUCUUUACAAGACCAAAUAUCAGGCAGACCAAAAGGGCGAGAUUGGCAUCACAUUGACAUCAACAUGGUACGUACCAUAUUCAGAUUCUGAGGAAGACAACAAAGCUAGAGAUCGAGCUUAUGAUUUUUCGCUUGGUUGGAUGUUGCAUCCACUCGUUUAUGGAGAUUAUCCGGUGAACAUGUUGGCUGUGGGGAAUAGAUUGCCCAAAUUCACAGACGAAGAACGCACUCUCAUCACAAACUCCUUUGAUUUUCUUGGAUUAAACUAUUACACAGCCAAUUAUGCAAAAGAUAAUCCCAAUGAUGUUCACCCAGAACCAAGCUAUUUGAAUGAUAUUCAUGCAACUCUUUCAACUGAUCGUGAUGGAGUCUCCAUUGGUCCAAAGGUGAGUCCAUCAUCUUGGCUAGCUGUUUAUCCCAAAGGAAUAGAAGACUUGUUGUUAUAUAUAAAGAAAAAUUAUCACAAUCCAAUUAUUUAUAUUACGGAAAAUGGAUACCUCGACUAUGAUAGCCCGAAUGUUGAAGAUUUAAUAAGAGACGAGGGUAGAGUCAAAUAUAUUCAUGACCAUCUCUAUUAUAUUCAUAAAGCAUUGAAGGAUGGUGUAAGGGUUGGUGGCUAUUUUGCAUGGUCAUUAUUAGACAAUUUUGAAUGGGCGAGUGGAUACACUAUGCGCUUUGGUCUCACUUACGUUGAUUUCAAGAAUAAUUUGACGAGAGAGCCGAAAAACUCAGCAAAAUGGUUCCACAAUUUUCUCAAGACUUGAAAACGAUACACAAAUCUUCUAUAUUGUAUGCUAUCUUAUUAUCAUUUUGUGUUUCGUAAUUGCAACCUUCUAGAGCACUUGCUACUGGGAGAAGAUACUAAAUAAAUUGCAAUUGCAAUCACAAAUGCACUUAUUUUUGACAAAGUAACUUUAUGUUUUCUAUAUCAUGAUAUGAAGUGAAAUAAAUUUCUUAUCUCUUUUCUUGC